This is a messenger RNA of Zalophus californianus (California sea lion), 1003 nucleotides long. RefSeq names its product granzyme B-like. Gene Ontology annotation, biological process: proteolysis. Bases 125 to 904 code for a protein of 259 amino acids. The record is from RefSeq and is a predicted model, not a curated record. The transcript is spliced from 5 exons. Gene Ontology annotation, cellular component: cytoplasm; intracellular membrane-bounded organelle. Gene Ontology annotation, molecular function: serine-type endopeptidase activity. Lineage: Eukaryota; Metazoa; Chordata; Mammalia; Carnivora; Otariidae.
UAGGUUGAAACACCACAAAACCAGAGGGGAGUUCAAGGUCAGUGAGCCCAUCUGCACCCCGUUCCUCUUCUGGGAGCACAGAGGAAGGACCAGCAGCCCCGACCUGGGCAGCCUCCUGGGAAAGAUGCAGCCACUCCUGCUCCUGCUCCUGCUGGCUUUUUGCCUGCCUUCCGGGGCCAAGGCAGGAGAGAUCAUCGGGGGACAUGAGGCCAAGCCCCACUCCCGGCCCUAUAUGGCGUAUCUUAAGAUCGAGAAUAAGAAUGAGCAGGUUUCGUGUGGUGGGUUCCUGAUACACAAGAAGUUCGUGCUGACCGCCGCGCACUGCCACGGAAGCUCCAUCAGGGUCAUCCUGGGGGCCCACAACAUCAAGAAACAGGAGAGGACCCAGCAGGACAUUCCGGUGAGAAAAGCCAUCCCCCACCCAGACUAUAAUCCGAAGAACUACUCCAACGACAUCAUGUUACUGAAGCUGGAGAGAGAGGCCAAGCAGACUGCAGCGGUGAGGCCCCUCCGCCUGCCCACUGGCAAGACCCGGGUGCGGCCAGGACAGGUGUGCAGUGUGGCCGGCUGGGGGCGGGUCAACGCCAAGAUACGCACGUUCUCAGAUACUCUGCAAGUAGUGAGGCUGGCAGUGCAGGAGGAUGGGAAGUGCAAAUCCCUCUUUCCCAGUCAUUACGACCGCACCAUUCAGCUGUGCGUGGGGGACCCAAUGGAAGAAAAGUCUUCCUUUCAGGGAGACUCUGGGGGCCCUCUCGUGUGUAACAGUGUGGCCCAGGGCAUUGUCUCCUUUGGACACCGAAAUGGGACACCUCCACGGGUCUAUACCAAAAUCUCAACUUUCCUGCCCUGGAUAAAGAAAACCAUGAAAAGCCCCUACCUGCAGGAACCAGACUAUUUGCUCUAGAGCUGAUCCAGAAUCACGCUGCGGAGGGUGGCAGGAAAGGUGCCAGCAAUCAAAUAAAUGUCUCUUACCUGAGUAUCAGCCAUCAAAUAAAUGUCUCUU